Molecule: messenger RNA, 1224 nt
Organism: Erigeron canadensis
Lineage: Eukaryota; Viridiplantae; Streptophyta; Magnoliopsida; Asterales; Asteraceae
Product: E3 ubiquitin-protein ligase MIEL1-like
Exons: 13
Coding region: 228-959 (243 amino acids)
Biological process (GO): ubiquitin-dependent protein catabolic process; protein ubiquitination
Cellular component (GO): nucleus
Molecular function (GO): zinc ion binding; ubiquitin protein ligase activity
Source: RefSeq, a predicted model, not a curated record
AUCGACAAGAGAUCCAUAAUGGAUUAGUGAUAAUACCAUCUUUACCAACGAACCAAUAACUCAAUUGUAGAAAGUAUGUCACACAAGUCUCUCGGUGGAUGCAAGAAUCAGGUAUUGAGCAUGAGGGACUCUCUGGCGGACCCGGUUAAAACACUAGAUCCCUGUUGCGAGCAAAUGAUCUAAACUUUUAUAAUAUCGUCAGAUGCAAGCACUAUAGAAGAAGAUGUAUGAUUCGAGCUCCUUGCUGCAACGAGAUCUAUGAUUGUAGACAUUGUCACAAUGAUGCCACGAAUUUGUUGAAAAACUGGUACGAUCACCAUGAACUUGUACGAUUUGAUGUGGAGCAGGUGAUUUGUUCAGUUUGUGACACAGAGCAGCCGGUUGCGCGUACCUGCACAAACUGUGGGGUCAAUAUGGGGGAAUACUUUUGUGAAAUCUGCAAGUUCUACGACGAUGAUAUCAGCAAGGGUCUGUUCCAUUGUGACGAUUGUGGUAUCUGCAGAGUUGGGGGCCUUGAGAACUUCUUCCACUGCAAAAAAUGUGGAUCUUGCUAUUCUAUCGGAUUACGUGAUAACCAUUCAUGUGUUGAAAAUUCAAUGAGGCAUCAUUGCCCCAUAUGUUAUGAGUAUCUAUUUGACUCGAUGAAAGACACCGCUGUCAUGAAAUGUGGGCACACGAUGCACCGUGAAUGUUACAAUGAGAUGAUAAAGCGAGAUAAAUUCAGCUGUCCCAUAUGCACUAAAUCAGUGAUGGAUAUGUCAGCAGCGUGGAAGCUGAUAGAUGAAGAGAUUGAAGCUACUAUGAUGCCAUAUGAUUACAGACACAAGAAGGUCUGGAUACUUUGUAACGACUGCAAUGACACUACGGAAGUUUUCUUCCACAUAUUAGGACAUAAAUGCCGCCAUUGCAGAUCUUAUAACACCCGAACCAUUUCUCCUCCGGCUCUACCCCAAGAAUGACCAAACUGUUGGUUGUCAUUUCGUAUAUCUUCUGCCGGGUUUGAUUCGUAUAUCUAAUAUAUUACUGUUAUAUGUGUGAAAUUUGAACAUUAUAUUAUCAUUUUGACGUUGGACACGGGUUUUUGGAGUGCCUUUAGAACAUUAUUUUCUGCCAUUUCUUCCUAACACUAGUGUGGAUUGAAGUCAUCGUUACUAAAUCAUCACUUGGUUUCGUUGUAAACUAUUACUAUUGUAGAACAAUUUUAUGUCUUCUGUGUUGUCUUUA